GCAAGAAACAGAAUAACAAAUAUCUCAAGAGCAGACAAGAUUUGUUGACAAAAGUAAGUUGAUGAUAAGAGAGAGAUAGAGAGAUGGCACUUCAACUGAACCACUUCUAUCCAUCCACUUCUAAGCAUGGCAAACAACCUAAGCCUCCACUUACCUCCACCAGACCUAGGCCAACAAAAUUUCAAGUCAAAGCAGCGUCCACAAAUGGCAGGGAGCUGAUACAGUCUGGUGCUGUCAGGCCAAUACCACCAAAGGAGGCAGCCAUGGCAAUGAGCUCUGAAGGUUUCAUACUCCUGGACAUCAGACCAGAUUGGGAGAGGGAUAAGGCACGGGUGGCUGGGUCAUUGCACGUGCCACUCUUUGUCAAAGACAUGGACAAUAGUCCCUUGACUCUUUUGAAGAAGUGGGUUCAUUUUGGAUACAUUGGCUUAUGGACUGGCCAAAAUUUCACCACGUUGAAUCCUGAUUUUCUCCAGCAAGUGGAGGCCGAAGUUCCUGACAAGGAUGCCAAGCUUCUUGUGGCUUGUGGUGAAGGACUAAGGUCCAUAAUGGCAGCUUCGAAGUUGUACGCGGGAGGAUUCAAGAACUUGGGAUGGCUUGCUGGAGGAUUCAAUCGUUCUGCAGUUAGUGAUUUCCCAGCUGUUGAAGGUUCAGAGAAAUUGCAAUAUGCAACCAUAGGUGGUGUUUCCUACUUCUUCCUUCAAUUACUCAUACUGUUGCAAGCCGUGGGCAAGGAUGAUUGAUUGGCUAAUAAUGCGAUAUGCUCUCAAAAUCUGAUAACGUUUUGAGGUAGCUUUUUUUAUGGUAAUGUUGGCUAGAAAGCCCAGACGUUUUUAAGCAUAUCUUGACGUUGCUAAUAUCUAAUGCUGGCUACAGAAGCAUGUUAAACAAA
Populus nigra (black poplar) is the source of this 892-nucleotide messenger RNA. Its product is annotated as rhodanese-like domain-containing protein 10. Bases 84 to 743 code for a protein of 219 amino acids. The record is from RefSeq and is a predicted model, not a curated record. Gene Ontology annotation, cellular component: chloroplast. NCBI's taxonomy places the organism in Eukaryota, Viridiplantae, Streptophyta, Magnoliopsida, Malpighiales, Salicaceae. The transcript has 2 exons.